UCUCCAGCCGCAGAAGUUUACAGGGCGGGGAAUUGAAUCUUUUUUCUGUUGGUUCAUAAAAGGCGUACGAUAAAAUGUCGUCUUUGGCAUUGCGUAACGCUUUCGCUCUCAACGCUUUUCCGGCAGCUUUAUCGGCGGCGCCGGUGCCGGCAGGUCGAAACCCCCCGCCACUGGCUUUACUCUCUUCUAGAGGCCUUUCUCCUGUGAGCAAGCGUCGGAUACUCACAAUCUUUCGUCCGCCGACUGCACCGUCCUUUCGGCUGCAGGCUGUCGCAGACGACGACGAGUGGGGGGCCGAGAAGAAGAUUCUGAAGGGAGCCGCCGGAAGUGUGGCAGCGGUGGAGGAGGAAACGACAGAUGUGACUUCUGUGACCGCUGAGCUCAAGCGGAAGCUCCUCGAUCAGUUAUUCGGAACGGAUCGGGGGUUAAAAGCGACGAGCGAGACAAGGGCGGAGGUUAAUGAGCUCAUCACCCAGCUCGAGGCCAAGAAUCCUACUCCUGCUCCCACCGAAGCCCUAAGCUUGCUCAACGGCAAGUGGAUCCUGGCGUACACGUCCUUUGUGGGGCUCUUCCCGCUGCUGGGGGCGGGGAGCCUGCCGCAGCUGGUGAAGGUGGAUGAGAUUUCUCAGACAAUCGAUUCGGAGGCGUUCACCGUCCAGAACUCGGUUCGGUUUGUAGGGCCGUUCUCUUCCACUUCGGUCAGCACUAAUGCCAAGUUCGAAGUACGAAGCCCUAAACGUGUGCAGAUAAAGUUUGAGGAAGGCAUCAUCGGCACUCCCCAGCUCACAGACUCCAUUGUCAUCCCAGAUAAGUUCGAAUUCUUUGGGCAGAGUAUCGAUCUGUCCCCAUUCAAUGGCGUGAUUUCUUCCUUGCAGGACACAGCGUCCUCAGUAGCCAAGACCAUCUCCAGCCAACCUCCCCUCAAAUUCCCUAUUUCUAACAGCAAUGCUCAGUCAUGGCUGCUCACCACAUACCUUGACGAUGAACUCAGAAUCUCCAGAGGUGAUGGUAGCAGCGUCUUUGUGCUUAUCAAGGAAGGCAGUGCUCUCUUAAGUUAAGGAAGCCUUCAAUGAACCGUUUAGGUUCUGGAAUGGAUAUUUUAUGUUAUUAGGAAUUGGUUGAAUUGAACUUAUAUAUGUAAUACAUGAAUUUGUGCUGCUAUUUCUGGGUUUAGAACGUGAAAAUAUGAUUUAUGGAGAUAAGUAUUUGAUUAA
Molecule: messenger RNA, 1214 nt
Organism: Dendrobium catenatum
Lineage: Eukaryota; Viridiplantae; Streptophyta; Magnoliopsida; Asparagales; Orchidaceae
Product: chromoplast-specific carotenoid-associated protein C1, chromoplastic
Exons: 3
Coding region: 75-1058 (327 amino acids)
Source: RefSeq, a predicted model, not a curated record